CUCAACUUCUUAGUAAACCAUAAUCUUUUUAACAACGUUUCCGGCAGUCCAAAGACUCCAAAACCUUAAUUAGGCAAUAUUUGACGACACAUUUAGCCAACUAAUCCCAUAAGGCCGUAGGCAUAAGCUCAGUGAGCCCCAAAACAGCGAACGAAAGCAGCUCAAGGGUCGUUCGACUCACCUGGUCUGGGCCAACUCAGAUGUUUGUAAACAAAUAAAAGCAAACGCGGCUAAAAGAGCAGGUGAGUGGUGGGGGGAUAAAGACCACUUGGCUCGGAGCGCAAUUGGCUUGAAAUGCAGCACGGCAAAGAGAGCGAACAAACCAAAACAUGGAGCCAAAAUACCCAAGCCACCGACUUGGCCACCUGGCUGCACUCACUCAUCGCCAGUCUCACAGAAGCGCUCAAAGCGUUCGGUCAGCCCAGCUCCAGGCAAGCGGAGUCCCAGCCAAUCCAUAUCCAUAUUCGAAAGAAAGAAAAAAAAAAGCAAGCAAAAUAAGAAAGAAAACACAGCGAAGAGAAGGCGACUUGCUGGAGUGACUUUCGUGCUGGAGAAAGGCCUAGCAUUUCUGAUUAUUUGCAAGCCAGGCACAUAGGCACACAGGCACAGUAGUCAUAGCCCAAAACGGCCACAUUUCAGCGAUCAUUAUGCGCUGACAUUGAUUCUUGGGGCCAACGUGCAUUGUCAUCGGUGGUUCAGGGCUAUCGGGAUUACCAGUUGGUGGACCCAAAAAACCAGUUGAAGGGCAACGAGACCAGCUAAAUGCCGCGAGAGAAACUCGGCGCGUAUGCGUGCACGUGCAUAAGUCACUCAAACUCAUUCGAGUCUUUUCCCUUCCUUCUGUUAAGCCAACGAAACUGGGUCGAGAACGAGACUUGGCCACAUGCUGCUCAAACUGUGGCUGCGCGGAAGUGUUAAGUUGGUUAACUAAAUGGCAUUGCAUCACAUAAACAGUCACAUAAAGGCCGCAUAAAUGCGCUAACUAGCCACAAUGAACGACAAAUGUGUACGAAAAACCGAUGGGUAAAAUUGGCAAACGUUCGAGCUGUGUGAAAAUAAUAACAACGCGGUGUUCAGCCGAUAACACAAAAGCCACGCUUUGUUCGAAGCGCGAAUCGUGUGUGAAAACCAAAAAACAAACAACCAAGCCGGCCAAUAAAUAAGCACCGAACAAGACGUGCUACACCAAAAAUAAAUAAGAAAAUAAACAAAAGUAAUACGAGUAUAUACAAGAAAAUCAUAUUGGGCAACACAUUCGCAAAAUGUCCAAGCAGUUGAAAACAAAUUCACUUUCGUUGCUGCAUUGCCAAGCAGCGCUGCUGCUGCUGUUUUCUGUGGCAGCGCUGCAGGCGCAACAAGUAAUGCAGCAGCAGCAACUACCAGCUGUUGCUGCAGCGACGACAGCUGCAACAUCGCCUGCCAGCAGCAGCAACACGAGACUCUUGAACGCAACUUCAGAUGGUGUGGCCGACACUUUCAUCGACAACACCAGCAGCAGCAAUGCCAGCAGAUAUAACCACAUGGUCCAAAGCAAUGAAAAUUCCGCCUUCUUUGAGCAGCAGCAGCAGCAACAACAGCAGCAACAGCAGCAGCAACAGCAGCAGCAGCAGCAGCAACAGCAACAACAGCAGCAACUGCAGCAGCAACAGCAGCAACAGCAACAACAGCAGCAACUGCAGCAGCAGCAGCAGCAACAACAGCAGCAACAACAGCAGCAACAGCAGCAACAACAAGCUACUGUGCAAUAUGCACACAUAUCGCCAUUAGAUAAAGAAGUAGUCGAGCGCCUGAUCAAACAGUGGGCACCGAUCGUCUGGCUGGCGCCGGAGGAGAAAUUCAUGCCGCUGGGCGUCGAGGAGUUUCUGCAGUAUGUUCAUCCAAUGGACAAGGAUAGCAGCUUCCGGCCAGGAGUUCCGUUCCGGGAAUAUUCAACGAAAUCCCACCUGGUCACGAACAAUGAGGUCCAGGAGCUUUUGGGCAACGACAAAUCCUUUCUGUACGGACGCAAUCCCAAUGAGAAAGCGGUGCCCAUCUAUGGAGUGGUCAGCUUGUGUCCCUCGACAAGGGCACCGGUAAUGCCGAUUGUGUCCACACCGCCACCCACCACCACGCGAGGUGUUUACAUUCCCGUGUCCAUUGAUCCGCUGGAGGAACGCAAUGACACCAUUCGGCGAUCGUCCAGACUGUUUCCGCUCUUCCAGCGAGUGAAACGAGAGGCACCAACCGUUCCCAAAUACAAUCAACUCAACGAGUACGAAGAACUUGUAGUGGAAGCCACACAGAAGCCCAACGCACAGCAGGAUUCGGAGGCAGAGCCGGAGAAUGGAGUACCAGUGAACAACUUCAUUGCCAACCUGGCGGACAAUGUCAAGUUCAGCGGUGGCACCGAUCCCGAUGACAAUCUGGAGGAGAACAGUAUUGGCCAGGCACCCGAAAAGGAAGCGAAUCCAGGAAAGGGCAAGCUGCCGGGUUUCCAUGUAACCUACUGGAUGUUCUAUCCCUACAGUCAGGGCAAGACCAUGUGCACAGUGAGUUUGGGGCCACUUGGAAGGAUUCCCUUCCCGGCUGUCUAUGGAUAUUGUCUGGGCAAUCGCAAGGAUAUCGGCAGCCAUGUGGGCGAUUGGGAGCACAUGAGUCUCUAUUUUAACGGCGAUGCCGAGCCACAGGCCAUGUAUGUGUCCGCCCACGAUGCGGGAGCCUACUACAGCUAUAACCGGUUGACGGGAUCCUUCGAGUUCCGCCGCCAGGAGACGCGCAAGGGCAUCUUGCAGCGCCCAAACUUUCCCAAAACGGUGACCACCUUCAAGAACCAUCCGGUUCUAUUUGCCGCCAAGGGUUCACAUGGUCUAUGGACGGCGCCAGGAAAGCAUCGCUUUGUGAAAGUGGCACGCUUGUAUGAUAUCAAUGGAUUUGGCACGCCAUGGAACACUUGGAAGGCUGUGGACAUAAGCUACGAGAACUUGAGAUCCUAUGGUCGAUCGCUGGUGCCUGAUUGGCUCACCUAUCGCGGUAAAUGGGGUAAUCCCAAGAGCAAUUGCCAUCCCUUCCGGCGGAUCGGUUUGAAUUUCUGUGAGUUCACGGAUGGACCCACGGGAAUUCCACUAAAGGAACCCCACUUUCAAUGCGGUGCUGAUUAUCGCUAGUGACGCAAACGGGGAAUAGAUCCCUAGCCUAGGCUUAAUCUAAUGUUUAAAAAAGUAUUUAUUGUGAAAACCACCCAAAAAGAUCCCUUAAAGAUUAAAAACAAAUAGAAAAUAAAAAACCCCGGACUGCUUUCUUGA
Drosophila santomea is the source of this 3281-nucleotide messenger RNA. RefSeq names its product ATP-dependent RNA helicase ddx46. The coding region runs from base 1263 to 3143 and encodes 626 amino acids. The record is from RefSeq and is a predicted model, not a curated record. Lineage: Eukaryota; Metazoa; Arthropoda; Insecta; Diptera; Drosophilidae. The transcript has 3 exons.